UCAGCAUGUUCAGUUGCCGGUUGACAAUCGUUUCGGUCUGGUCACGACAUCUCUUCCGUCGACGAGGCGCAUAUAAAAAUGGAGAGUUGGCUAAAGAUCUCUUUGCUCUUAUGCACCUUUGGGUUUUUACGUGAAUUACGACCAUCAGAGCCAUUUGUUACCGAAUAUUUAGCUGGAGAUUGGCGUAACUUAACAUCGGAGCAAGUGUACCAAGAGGUCUAUCCAUUUGGCACCUACUCAGUUCUAUCCCAAUUGGUAAUUGUCUUCCUCAUAACCGAUUUGGUACGCUAUAAACCUGUGAUAGUGCUCUCGGCCAUAGCUGGUAUCCUUAUGUUUAUAAUCUUAAUAUGGACUAAAACAAUUUUAUGGCUACAAAUCGCACAAAUCUUCUAUGGAACAUUCACAGCCGCCGAAGUGGCUUAUUACACUUAUAUGUAUGCCAAAGUGGACAAAGAGCGCUAUCAAGUGGUCACUGGACAUACGCGUGCUGCAAUUUUGAGUGGCAAAUUUUUGGGCGGUUUACUGGCCCAGAUUUUGGUAUCAACAGAUAGCUUGAAUUUUCGUCAAUUGCAUUUUUUAUCACUGUCCACGCAAUUGAUAUCUCUGCCAGUGGCUCUGAUAUUGCCCCAAGUGCCGCGAAGUUUAUAUUUCUAUGCGGCCAAACAGGCUCCAAUGAUUGAGAAUGGAACCCAAACGCCAAAGGAAAGUGAAAACGGCGAACAGUUGGCAAAGUUUUCAUUAAAAAAUGCUGGACAAUUGCUAUGGUUUCACUUGGUUUCCUCGUACACCAAUCCCGUUGUCCUGCAAUGGAGUGUUUGGUGGGCUUUGGCCACCUGUGGACAAGUGCAGGUCAUAUCCUAUAUACAAUUCCUAUGGAAAGAGGUAGCCCCGGAUCAUCUAAGUACCUAUAAUGGCGGGGUGGAAGCGUUGGCCACUUUAUUGGGUGCCAUUGGAGCUUUUGUUGCUGGUUUCUUGAACUCAAAUAAGCGACGUUCCACCUAUAUGCUGAUCAAUUCAAUUUGUGCUGCUUUGCUGGGUGGCUUAUUGAUUUGGUCAUCAUAUUCAUCGAAUGUCUGGGUGACAUAUGUUAUUUAUGUUAUAUUUUCUGCCAUAUUCUUCUUUAUCAUCACUGUGGCUGGGGCAAUUGUGGCCGAGAAUUUAGUUGAGGAUAGUUUUGGUUUAGUUUUUGGCAUCAAUAUGCUAGUGGCUUUAAUUUUACAAACUAUUUUAACCAUAAUUGUUGUCGAACCCAAUACUGGUUAUGGUUUGGGGCCAAGAGAUCAAUAUUUGGUUUAUGGCAGCUAUUUUGUGGGUUUAGCUAGCAUAUAUCUAUUUGUAUUAUUAUGUAGUAAGAUUUGUCAUAGAAAAUCGCAACAAGUGCAAAUAUUUAACUAACUGUUAUAUACAAAUUUAUGUUAUUA
Messenger RNA from Drosophila willistoni, 1421 nucleotides. Its product is annotated as thiamine transporter 1. The transcript has 2 exons. Gene Ontology annotation, molecular function: vitamin transmembrane transporter activity. Gene Ontology annotation, biological process: vitamin transport; transmembrane transport. Gene Ontology annotation, cellular component: plasma membrane. Bases 79 to 1395 code for a protein of 438 amino acids. The record is from RefSeq and is a predicted model, not a curated record. Lineage: Eukaryota; Metazoa; Arthropoda; Insecta; Diptera; Drosophilidae.